AUGAUGGUGACCAUGGAUAUACGAGUCCCGCUUCUGCUAGCGUUGAUCGCAAUGAUCGAUCUCGUCAGCACGCUGCGGGACGUGCGCGUCAGUGUUCCGGUCGCUAUCCGGCGGGGCGAUAAUGCAAAUUUGAUCUGCCAUUACGACAUGGAGGGCGCCGAGCUGUACUCCGUCAAGUGGUACAAGGGAAAGCGAGAGUUUUUCCGCUACACACCGAAGGAGAUCCCCGCGCUGAAGUCGUUCGUCGUGGCGGGCCUUUCGGUUGAGCGGCCUCUAUCUAACGGAAGUCACCUAACACUGAUGGCCGUGGAAUCGGCAGCGGCCGGCAAGUACAGCUGCGAAGUGUCCGCGGAUUUGCCCUCUUUCGACACGAUGAUCGUGUCCAGUGAGCUGGAAGUGGUCGAUAUUCCGGUAACGAAGCCGCUAAUUACGGGCAUCAAGCAGUUCUAUCGAAUAGGCGACGUCGUGUAUGGUAACUGCACGUCUUACAACUCGAAACCUGCUGCCAAUCUCACCUGGCUGCUGGAUGACAAAAAGAUCAAUGCAUCACAAAUGACGCCGUACCCGGUCUACAAGGAUCACCGCAGCGGACUCGAAACCUCCACGUUAGGGAUAUUUUUCAAACUCUCGCAUCACUUCCACGGACGAAGCAAACUGAAAUUUAGCUGCGUGGCUAAAAUUCACAACGUCUACGAGCAGCGCGUCGAUCGGUGGAUCGAGGACGAGCGGCCCAAGCUGUUGGCUGCGUCGGCGUCUCCUGUCGGGCUCAAUCCGGUCAACUACGUGCAUCCGGUGUACGAUCAGUCGUCGGCUUCGUCCUCCUAUCACCACCACGACGGCAGCGAUUUCGACAAUCAGAACAGUGACGCCUACAUGACGCAGAUACAAGGAGACAUGUCAUCCUCAGCUUCCAGCCCAAGCCGGUGGUGGACGAUCGCGCUUUCGCUCGGCAUUCUGCAACCGGCCAGUCGAGCGGCACUCGCAACCGUUAUGCAAAUGGUGCCCUCGAUCCUGGCGGUCCUGCUGACCCUUCCCAUCGCUUCCGGAGGGCAACUGACGCGAGCUCACGAAGGGCCCGUUCUUCCACCGUUCCGUACCAUCUGA
This is a messenger RNA of Anopheles nili, 1104 nucleotides long. RefSeq lists its product as uncharacterized. The record is from RefSeq and is a predicted model, not a curated record. Bases 1 to 1104 code for a protein of 367 amino acids. Lineage: Eukaryota; Metazoa; Arthropoda; Insecta; Diptera; Culicidae. The transcript is spliced from 7 exons.